CUCCACCCAGUUCUCCCAGUUUGCGCACCGGUGCGGGAAGUCGCGCGCAGGAACGGCUCCGUCGCCGUUUCCAUGACGACCGAGCGAGCAGUUCCAAGGGACCGGACGCGGCCGCUAGCCACCCGCGAGCGCUGCCCUUUGCCGCGUGGAGGCGUGUAAGCGGGAGCUGCCGCGUUGAAAAAGGUGACGCACGGAGAUGGAGGUACGGUCACAGCACCAGUGCUGGACCGCUAACGGCGCAUACCCCUGGAGAGGCAAGCAGAUAAGCUGCUGCAGGAACAGCUGCUGUAAUUGACCGCAUUGUGUACGGUUAUUGCUCUUAUAUAUGUAUAUCUCAUGCCUGUACGCACUUGUUGAAUUCAAUAGAAGACAAUGAGAAUAACCUUUUACAUUUUUCCGAUUUUGUUAUCGUUACCUUGUCUAUGAAUUUGCAUAGUGCUCUGUAGAUUCAGUUAUAGGAAAUGGCCCUGUGGCCUCUGUCCAUUUCAUCUCAGCGCGUGAAAUGUGUUCAUGAAAAGUCAUCAGUGGCAUUUCCAGGGUUAUGUGGAUGCAUGGAAUAAAUAACCAUAAACACUGACCAACCUUUAGUACACUGUCUGUAUUGGUAAUUACUUGCUAACUUUCAGUGAUGUAGUUUCAGCAACAGUUGGAUUCCCAUCGUCAUGGAAACAUGAACUGAAGUGUGUAGGCUGUUGCUUAGCUGGUUGUGUAAGUUCAGGCGUGAUAUCUAAAAUAUAAAUCGGUGCUGUGUAUGAACAAUGACACAUUAAACCUGGAUCACUGGGUCACAUGACAAAGUUCUUCUUUGGGUCAUAACACAGAAUUGACCACAAACCCUUUAAAAUGCCUCAUUUUAUGGACAGAAAACACAAAAUGCUACUAACCCACAUGCUGGAUAUUAGGUAACCAAAUCUGAGCAACUAUUUCUGAGUUCUCUGCGCGUGGGAAACCUUCAAUGAGGUUUCAAGGCGAAGCAGACUAUAGGGUUAUGUAUUUAAUCUGGCAAGAUAUUAUGGGUUGUUUUCGGAGAUGAAUGGUGACAGUUUCUGCUGACCUGUAACUUUCCGGGAUUACCUUGGAACCAUUAUCUUCACCUGAACAUUUAAGUAAAUGUUAUGUAUUUAACCUGAACACAUGUGAAAUGUUUUUGUUUGGCAGAAUAACUGCAGUAUAGCGUGGCAGAAGUUGUCAGGAGAUAUAAGAACAGCAGAGAGAUGGAGCUGGGUGUCAUGAAAAAAACCAACUGCAAGGUCUUUAGGGAGGGGAAGUGUUUAUCAGAACGAAGUCUUAGGAAUUCUGUACCCAUGUCUUCUUAAAUCUUCCUGUGUUGGGGCAUCCCUUCUUGUAGCCCAAGGGAGGUUUCUUCUCCAGUGUUUGCUAGUUCCUCGUGUAGUUAAAAUGAGACGGAGGACUCUGCUGAAGGCGCGGCAGAAACUGCAUUGUGCUGGGCACAGAUCUGCCAUUUGGUCUGCAUGUCUAAGGAUUGUAUUAUUGGCGCGGUGCUUUAUGACGGCAUUGGUCAUCUGCGUGAAGACUCCCUCUACUGAGAGGAGCCGCUGACACGAACCGUCACUCUGUCCGUGAGAUUUCACAUGCAUACACAAAAUGUGCCUCCAUAUCUUUCGGCUACAAAGGAAUCCGUUCCUUCAAAGGUCUGUGCCAGCAUAUAGCGGAGAAUGGGAGGUCAGUGCUGGGGUCGUGUGCCCCUGUGAUUUCUGGACUUUUACUCUAAAUUCCUGUCCAGCGAUCUUUCCGUGUCCAGACAGAUCCUUGGAGUGAUAAUGUUGCUUUGAUCCUUUAUUCUAUCUAGUUUUGUGAACGUGCCUGCAGGCGCUGGACUAUUUUGUCACACAAACACACUGCAAUCUUGUCAUUUUUACAAAUUCCAAGCUGUAUUUUAUAAAAACAUAGAUAGGUAUCCUUAACUCUAAUUUCUCUCCGCGUUUCUCAUACACCUAAAAGACGAAUGCCGUGGAAUACUUCAAACAUUCAAAAAAAAAUUUAAUUGACCACGAUCCUGAAAGUAAACAGAUGAAGAAUAAAAAAUAAAUUAACUGAGCUCCUGAAAACUGUGUCAGACGCCAAUACAUGUGUGACACAUUAAACUAGAUCUAAAAUAACCAUAAAUGAUUUUUAUUAGCUUAACAUCAGGGUGGAAUAGUGGCUCUCGCGGACAGGGUUUGAGGUUUGAAUUAUGGAGUUUGAAUGUUACCGCUGUAUCUCGUCCCGCAGUCAUAUGGUUAGGCGAACCUGCAUACCUAAAUUGCCUGUGGUGAGUGUGUGUGCAGCCUACGAUGGAUCAUUAUCCCAUCCAGGGUGUUGCCCAGCCUUGUCCCUUGUGCCUCGUACUGCCUGGGAUAGGCUCCACACGGCCCUGCUUAGGAUGCAUCGAUGGGAAUACAUUUUGUAAGUCUUACAUUUAUUUAUGAAGUGAAUUAUUUUGAACGUACGGAAGUAGCGCUAAUGCAGCAGUACAGGGUCCCGCCUGCGCUUGUGCGCAGUCCUGCUUACAGCAGAGGCUGUACGGCCUUGUGUUCUGAGAAACACGAUACGUGCAUGGCGGCAGAAACUGGAGAAUCACCGACGGAAGCGAACUCACUAUUUCAGGAAGCGAAGCAGAAAAUGAUUUUCUCAGUCUUUCCUGGUUUAAUAAUUACUUAAUUAACCAAAUCUAUUUGCGUCGUUAAUUUCGGUUUGGGUUCUCCAUUCUAUUUUAUUAAAUAUUCACCAGUUAGUUUUCUAAUUAUUCGUAAGUCAUUCAAGGUAAUUAGCAAUUAAUUUUUAAUACGGUUUCCAAGCGAAAUAAUCAUGGCACAGGGAACAAUAUUUUUUUUUCUUCAACUAAAUGCAAUUUAAUAACCUUAUAACGGAGAUUUGGAUGGUUGAUUUUUAUGCAGGUAUCGAUUUUAUUACUGUGACAUAUCGGUUGCCUACCGUCACGUAGGCUACCUGGCUUGCAUGCAGUGUUCUGUACGCCGCAAUGCUGUAUAAGUUACGAACUACCAUAACGCCGGCAGUCAUGCUCUCCGUUACAUUGUUGACUUAAAAGCACAGCGCCAAGUCCGUUUUUAAACGCAAUUUCGUUUGCAUUGAAUGCAUUUCUGGAAUAUAGUAAUUUCCUAAACGAAAAAAGUAAAAAUCCAGUUACGCUAUAGGCUAUUACCGACUACAGACAAAUUAAAAAUAUCUUGUUCAUGAAGCUGACGAGUUCAAGAGAAUGACAGCUUCUUAUACCGAUUCUUAAAAAGUAUAGAUGUUUGUAUCACCUUUAACCUGUUUUUACUUAAUCUAGCAGGAUCUACAAGGCUCGAUCAAAUUGCUUUAAUAGGCAUGUUUAUUAGCAUUAUGUAUGGUAUUUGCCAGUGCUUGAAGUAUGAAAAAAAACAGGUUUCGUUACUCACCUUGUUAUUCACUAUUAGUAGGUUAUGAGAGGUCCCGGUACGCAAGAAACGUUCCCGGUACUUUGAAGAGAAAGACAAAGAGGUACCGGUACUUCCUACCGAUGAGUACUGGCCCACUUCAAGCACUCGUAUUUGCUCAUAUAAUUACAUUUGUGCAUUUGUACCCUAUUUUUUUUAUCUUCAAAAACGGUGUAGCCUACAUUUUAUUUGCUUAUUUUUUGUAGGAAAGAGUAGAUAUUUAACCGCAAUGACGGGAAACAACCUGCUGGAAUUGAGAGCGCACCAGGAUCUUCGCGGCGUAGCAUGCACGACUUGAAGACAUUAAGCAGCCGUGCGCUUGUUUAAUAUCUGAUGGGCCUCUUUUAAUCAUUGCAAUUAAAGCAGGUGAAUCUGUGAAUUAAUUGACUGAUUUUUCAGGUGGUUAUGCGUGUGGACGACUUUUCCACUAUAUUCUAGCCGUAUUUGCUUGUAUAAAGAAAGCACUCUGCACGGAGGAGCUGAGGAGGGGACGAGCAAUACAGACUCGCAGUCAGCAGCCGCGAGCAUCCUGCUCUGCAUGUGACGUCACUUACAAAUCAUCGCGUAUCCUGGGAGAAAUCGUCCCAUGGUGACCGGUUGCCAUAGAAAUGUACCUUUAGUGGAAAGUUGGGCAGCUAAUAUCCGCUUCACGAUGCAAACGGGUACAGGGGAGGAGGAUGAGUGUCGGUAAAACGGGGUUCUAUGCAAAAGCUUCGCAAAGGGGCGUUGUCACCACCGAGAAAGACAUUGUGGAUUUAUGUUUUUGUUGUCUAUUCCCACCUGUUUUUUGCUGAAAUCUCUCUUUACAUUAGUGUUACUACUCGCACUGUGAUAUUCCGACGCUGAUCACAUAUCGACCAUCGGGGAGCGUCGUUUUCGUCACCCGGGAGCUGUCCGUGUCCUGAAGGUGGUAGGGGGUCUGGCGAGUCGGCCACCCCGCUGCUGCGAUGCUCCGAUGGGGGAAUCGGUUCGUCACUUUGGAAAUGCGUGAAGCAUACGAGUGUGCGGUGCGCUGCUUUUAAACGUCUUUUAGUUAACAGGAAUGAGCAGGUAGAUGCUGAUGCUUGGGUCAACAUGUUGCCAAAAUCGAGGAGAGCGUUAACCAUUCAGGAGAUCGCGGCGUUGGCCAGGUCAUCGUUACACGGUAUCUCACAGGUGGUGAAGGACCAUGUGACCAAGCCGACCGCCAUGGCUCAGGGCCGGGUGGCCCACCUGAUCGAGUGGAAGGGCUGGUGCAAGCCCACCGACUCACCCGUGGCCCUCGAAUCGGACUUCAACUCCUACUCCGACCUGACAGAGGGAGAGCAGGAAGCGAGAUUUGCUGCAGGCGUAGCCGAGCAGUUCGCCAUUGCGGAGGCAAAGCUACGGGCAUGGUCGUCUGUGGAUGGAGAGGACUCCAAUGACGAGUCUUAUGAUGAAGACUACCCCCCCAAUGACACAGCCCAUACAGCUCAAACAGACACCGUGUCGUACCCCCCGUACCUGCGAGACCUCCUGCACAGCCAGGGCCUUCAGCCGGGAGGUGAGAGUGGCUCCCCAGAUGCCCUUUACUCCAGCCUGUGCAGCCUGGAAGACCUCCCACUGCUGAGGGGUCCCGGAGGACCCCAGACCACACCCGCCGACCUGGCCGCUAAGAUCCUGGGGGUGCUGCAGGGCCUCCAAAGGGCUGACUGCGCCUUCCGCUCCCUGGGCCGCUCCACCCGCGACGACUCCUCCUGCGCCUCCUGCUCCGAAUCCUUUCUCUCCCCUGAGGAAGAGGAGCUGGCCUGCGAGGACUAUGAUAGCGUCUGCCCGGGCUAUGCAGGCCACAGGAGGGUCUCAGACGUGGCGUCGUCCGGGGUCGUGUCCUUGGACGAGGAAGAUGAGUUGGAGGUGGAGGAAGAUGAGGUCGAGAGGAAGAGUGAUCCGGGAAACUAGAGACAUCACUUUCCUGUCCUUGCGUUCGGUCCUGUCCCCCUCUGGUCUGUGCUGCUCUGCGAAAUCUUCUUGGCAUGUUUCUUAGACCUCCCCCCCUUCUUAAAAAUGCCCCCCACAGGCCUUCAUCCCCCUUGCCUGGUUUGAUAUUUAUCGGUAUAUAUUUUGUCUUGAGGCGUGUGAACAAUCUUCCUACCGCUGUGGGACGUCUGCUGCCUUGAGCUGGAACCCUGAGCCAGCGGGUUUUGAAGCAAGGGCUUUGGGGGAGCAAGCGACAGAAAGGGGGGUGGGACGGAAUCCGUUUUGCAUGUGUGGUCAUGUGGGCUGCCUGGGUGUUAGGCCCUGUUUAUAAUAAUGCCUGUUGUGUACCCCGACCCAUCCAAGUUACUCAUCGUCAGCCAGACUUCGCGACCACCCAGCCCGAAACCCUCCUCAGCAUGGCUACCUGUGAACCUGCAGAUCAAAAAGAAAGUGCUGGAAAACUCUGAAGCUGGGAAGAUGGUGUCUUUUAAAGCUGUUUCGUUGCUGCAUUUGCUGUCUGGUUUCUAUCAUUGGACGGGGAUCCCCGUCGCUGCGGCAGGCCGCUGCUGUCGGAUCGAUAGGGAAUUUUCUCCCGGGUUGCCGCUAACAGAAUAUCGGGUAUCCCUUCAGCGCUAGGAAUGCAAAGUUUGAUUUUUAAAAAGAGAACAAGAAAAAGACAAAAAAAGACAAACACUAGUUUUCAGUGACGCAGUAAAGAGGUAAAUUCUGUCUCAGAGUUUCUCUAUUUUUGUACGACGUCGUCUGGCUUUCGUUCCUUUGACUGUGUUUGUUUUUUGCACGACACGUCUGCCAAUUUUUCCAUGCGUGACAUUGCUCUGCUGAAAAGGCAGCAAUGAAGAGAAAUGUGUGUUUUUUUUUAAGGGACGAGUGACACGGUUUGUCACUCUCUCCGUUGUAUCUUGGGCUGAGAGCAUGCGUGCGUUCUUUCAGGAGGCUUCUGUCUCUAGAACCUUCUUUACUGGUCAUGUCUGCCUGCUUCUUCUCUAUAUUCAUUCUGCUGUUGUCCUGCACACUCGUUUCUGUCCUCCUCCGUCAGUCAAGUGACCUCGGCAUUCAAACUCUACCCUAUUUUUAAGAUGUCAGACAUACGGCAGCCUGUUCUGUCAGUCCCAGUACAGAUCAUCCAUCAGUUUCAAAAUCAAACAGGCAGACUGGAGGCUAGAUUUCAACCAUUGUGUGUCCUUCUAAACCGUCUCUGAAACCCCAAUGAUUGCGAUUUGAAAGACCAGCAAGCUUCUCACAAAGACUGUCAAUCACAAACUCAGGAAGUCCCACCCACAUAGAGUGGCUGUUCCAGUGCCAUUUCCUCCAUCCAUCCACGUUUUCAAGCUUGGUUCCAGCGACGAAAUGGAGGGAGCCUGUUUCUUGGACUCCACAGCCGAGUCGUCUCCCUUGGAUUCAGAUUGACCCUGAACGGAGCUGAAGAGAACUGUAGUUUCCAUGACUAUUCUGGGUGUAGAACCAGUCCUCCUCCUGGUGCUACAUGAAACAGGGUAAAUAUGUGGGAGAAGAGUAAGGGGGGAGGGGAGGAGAGUGGAAAUGGACUACUGCCCUUGCUGGAGUAGACACCGACCUUUCUGUCCUACGACUCAGUGAAUGUUUCCUCAUGAACCAGCACGCGUGUGUUUGCGUGAAUGCAUCAAAAGUGUUUUGAUUUUUUUGCGGGUGUGAUUAUUAAAGAGAUCAGAGGGACCAUACAGUGCUAUAGAUACACACCCGAUCGCAUGUUCUGCACCUGGGGAGGCCGCACCGCUACAGUGUGGCUCGCAGUAAAGAGGAAAAAAAAAUCUCUGCUGUUUCUUCUGAGUGUUUUGCUGUAACUCUGUGUCCUUGCUGUGUUUGUGAAGGACUACGUGCAUGUUGGACUCGCUCCUUAAUUUCCUUUGCUAGGGCUCUACAGUUCCCACACGUGGGCCGUCUCGAGUGAUUUUCUGGGCAUUAGCAGAGCAGUGUUUAACCUGCAACUCUCAUUCUCCCGUCGAGCUUGGGGUUCAAGCGUCAGAGAAGAUAAUGAGGCGGAUCUUGGUGAAGAAAGACUUCUUCAGAUUUUGUAAAGAGUCAUAUUUUUGUAAGAAGGAAAAUGAGGCUGUAAGAUGUUUUUGAGAAGAGAGUCGGUCUAACUCAGGUUCAUCUUGAUCUCGGUGCCUUCAUCCCUGAAUUACCCGCCCCCCCCUUCCUGAUUUCCCUCCCCCCCC
This is a messenger RNA of Brienomyrus brachyistius, 7570 nucleotides long. Its product is annotated as protein FAM131A-like. The transcript has 5 exons. The record is from RefSeq and is a predicted model, not a curated record. Lineage: Eukaryota; Metazoa; Chordata; Actinopteri; Osteoglossiformes; Mormyridae. Bases 4494 to 5336 code for a protein of 280 amino acids.